Eptesicus fuscus (big brown bat) is the source of this 1670-nucleotide messenger RNA. It is a transcript of the gene ERI3, whose product is annotated as ERI1 exoribonuclease family member 3. NCBI's taxonomy places the organism in Eukaryota, Metazoa, Chordata, Mammalia, Chiroptera, Vespertilionidae. Gene Ontology annotation, molecular function: 3'-5'-RNA exonuclease activity; nucleic acid binding. Gene Ontology annotation, biological process: exonucleolytic trimming to generate mature 3'-end of 5.8S rRNA from tricistronic rRNA transcript (SSU-rRNA, 5.8S rRNA, LSU-rRNA). Bases 213 to 1259 code for a protein of 348 amino acids. The transcript has 9 exons. The record is from RefSeq and is a predicted model, not a curated record.
UCGUGGUGCUGGCUGCUGCUUUUGAGGCGGCCGGGAUCGGGCGGUGGGGAGCAAGCGGAGCUGGCCCUGCCUCUGUCCGGCCGGCGCCACAGUCGGCGCGGGCCGCGCCCGCUGCCGUAAACUGCCCUGAGCGCCUGCUGAGGCCGAGGGAGACGUCGGGGCCUGCAUCUGGAGGGAGCCUGCCGCGCUGGCCCCAAGGAGCGGGCGUUGCCAUGGCGACAGCCUCUCCUGCUGCUGACGGGGGGCGGGGGCGGCCCUGGGAAGGAGGACUGGUCUCCUGGCCCCCUGCCCCUCCCCUUACUCUCCCCUGGACUUGGAUGGGCCCGAGUUGGGGGCAACACCCUGGGCAUUGGGGCUUUCCAGCUUUCACAGAACCUUCAGCAUCCCCAGCUACCAGCCUUGGCAUCUUCGAAGUACGGAGAGUUUUAGAUGCUUCUGGAUGUUCAAUGCUAGCACCUUUGCAGACUGGAGCAGCUCGAUUUUCUUCAUAUUUACUUUCAAGAGCAAGAAAAGUGCUGGGCUCCCACUUAUUUUCUCCCUGUGGUGUUCCGGAGUUCUGCUCCAUAUCCACCAGAAAGCUGGCGGCCCACGGCUUUGGCGCAUCCAUGGCAGCAAUGGUGUCCUUCCCUCCCCAGAGGUAUCACUACUUUUUAGUGCUGGACUUUGAGGCCACGUGUGACAAGCCACAGAUUCAACCUCAGGAAAUCAUCGAGUUCCCCAUUCUGAAGCUAAAUGGCCGGACCAUGGAGAUUGAGUCUACUUUUCACAUGUAUGUCCAGCCCGUAAUCCAUCCACAGCUUACUCCCUUCUGCACAGAGCUCACCGGGAUUAUUCAAGCCAUGGUGGAUGGUCAGCCAAGCCUGCAGCAAGUGCUGGAGAGGGUCGAUGAGUGGAUGGCGAAGGAAGGCCUCUUAGAUCCAAACGUCAAGUCAAUUUUUGUCACCUGUGGAGACUGGGACUUAAAAAUCAUGCUCCCAGGCCAGUGCCAGUACUUGGGCUUGCCAGUGGCAGAUUACUUCAAGCAGUGGAUUAAUCUGAAAAAGGCUUACAGCUUCGCCAUGGGCUGCUGGCCCAAGAACGGACUUCUAGACAUGAACAAGGGCCUCAGCCUGCAGCACAUAGGCCGGCCCCACAGCGGCAUUGGUCAGUCCUUCCACAUGUCCCCCUGGCAGCCCGAUGACUGCAAGAACAUUGCCAACAUCAUGAAGACACUUGCAUAUCGAGGCUUCAUCUUCAAGCAGACCUCGAAGCCGUUCUGAUUGGCCGAGAACGGGAUGGGGCAAUACAGGGUAGCUGCUUGGCCCAACCCAGAAUCAUCCUCUCCCUCACCAGAGGGAAAAGGGAGAGUGUCCCCAGCCUGCCCUGCGGGCUUGUGCCCUGGGUAAGGGCUUGGCCACGUGGUCCCUCUGGAGCAGAUACUUUGUGGCCCCCCAUCCCCAUCCCAUAACCUCAGCCCAGUAUUAGCCCCUCCCAUUAUGGGCCUGGGCUAGGGGACCCAGGCACUUACUGCCUCUCCCUGGUACACAGGCUUCUGCUGGGGCCACCAAGCCCCCUGUGCCCCCUCCCAUCUGUAGUGCAUGGUGUGUGGUGCCCCCAGGGCUCCAGGACAGAUCUCGUGUCCACCCCACCCCCGCUGUGAACGUGCCACUGAAUAAAGUCGGGGAAAUGAG